GCACAGGCGUCGCAAUGCACACCGCCGUGGUGGCUCUGCUGCUGGUAGCAGCUGCUGCCUGCAUCAAUGCAGCCGCUCUGCAAGCUGCUGAGUCGCUGAGGGAGCGGCGCGAAACGGACUCGGACGCACACCACGGCCACCACGGCCACUGGCACGGCCACGGACACUGGCACGGACACGGACACGGCCACGGCCACGGCCACGGACACGGCCACGGCGGUCACGGAGGAGGCCACGGCGGUCAUGAGGGUGGACAUGGAGGAGGAGGACACGGAGGGGGAGGGGGAGGAGGAGGUCACGGAGGAGGAGGACAUGAGGGCAGUCAUGGAGGAGGAGGUCAAGGAGGAGGAGGAGGAGGCCAAGGAGGAGGCGGAGGAGCGGGAGGAGGAGGAGCAGGAGGAGGGCAUGGCAAACCAGGAGGCGGUGGCAGUGGCAGUAUCAGCGGCAGUGGAUCCUCCAGCAGCUCCCAGAGUGGGGUCGUUGGUGGCGGCGGCGGCAGCGGCAGUGCCAGUGGUAGCCAGUCUUCCAGCAGUUCCCAGAGUGGCGCGGUAGGAGGAGGGAAAGGCAGCGGAAGCAUCAGUGGUAGCCAGUCUUCCAGCAGUUCCCAGAGUGGUGCUGUAGGAGGAGGGAAAGGCAGCGGAAGCAUCAGUGGUAGCCAGUCUUCCAGCAGUUCCCAGAGUGGUGCUGUAGGAGGAGGGAAAGGCAGCGGGAGCGCUAGUGGUAGCCAGUCUUCCAGCAGUUCCCAGAGUGGUGCUGUAGGAGGAGGGAAAGGCAGCGGAAGCAUCAGUGGUAGCGAGUCAUCCAGCAGUUCCCAGAGUGGUGCUGUAGGAGGAAGUGGGAGCGGAAGUGGUAGUCAGUCUUCCAGCAGCUCCCAAAGCGGUGCCUUUGGAGGUGGCUAUGGCGGCCUCAGCGGCAGUGGGAGCAAGUCUUCUAGCAGCUCCCAGAGUGGUGCCUUCGGAGGUGGCUAUGGCGGCCUCAGUGGCAGUGGGAGCAAGUCUUCCAGCAGCUCCCAGAGUGGGGCCAUCGGAGGUGGGUACGGUGGCAUGAGUGGCAGCGGCAGCAUGUCUUCGAGCAGCUCCCAGAGUGGUGCCUUUGGAGGAGGCUACGGCGGCCUUAGUGGAAGCAAGAGUUCGAGUCAGUCAGCGUCCGAGAGCGUCGGCUAUGGUCACAGUGGCUCCGUCUCGGGCAGCAAGAGCUCCAGCGCAAGCGAAGCCGUCGGCUACGGACGCUGAUCCUGACCCACGCUUUGUUCCCGGUUAUCUCAGCACUUACGUUAACUCGGCUGAUAUCUUGGUGUAGUUAAAGCCCGUGCUUGCACUCAGAUGUCUUACUUGUCCUCCAUUCACACUUACUGAUACGUCGAUCGGUUACGUGGCGGUGAAGCUUGCAAAAGCUCUCUUUUCUAUGUAAUGUGUUUUGUGAACAUUAUUUUCUUGUAUUUUUUUCGAACAUGUCCUUUCCAAUCUCAGGUAAAGGUACGAGCAUGUGGCUGACCUAGAACUGAUUUGAAACUAUUUUUUGAUAAUUAUAAUGUUAAUUUGCAAUCUACAAACCCAAUUUUUGUUACUAUUAUAUUGUCGAUAUUCCACAGGCAAAUAUAUAAAGGAAGAAUCGAAUGUUGUUGAAAAUAAAGUUAUGUUGACGCAAUUGCCAUACUUGA
Molecule: messenger RNA, 1660 nt
Organism: Schistocerca gregaria
Lineage: Eukaryota; Metazoa; Arthropoda; Insecta; Orthoptera; Acrididae
Exons: 3
Coding region: 15-1232 (405 amino acids)
Source: RefSeq, a predicted model, not a curated record